Messenger RNA from Terrapene triunguis (Three-toed box turtle), 2022 nucleotides. RefSeq names its product coiled-coil domain containing 92 (gene CCDC92). Gene Ontology annotation, cellular component: centriole. Lineage: Eukaryota; Metazoa; Chordata; Testudines; Emydidae. The record is from RefSeq and is a predicted model, not a curated record. The transcript is spliced from 4 exons. Bases 115 to 1062 code for a protein of 315 amino acids.
UGGAAAUAGUAGCAAGGAGUGCAAAGCUUGUGUUUGGAAAUGGAGUGUCUUCCAGCCACCUAGCUGCUGUCUGUUUAUCGCCAAACCCAAGAACUAAGGUUCCUAGAUGUCAGGAUGGCAGCUUCAAACCUGGAGAACCAGUUGCACAGUGCCCAGAAGAAUCUGUUGUUUCUCCAGCGGGAACAUGCCAACACACUCAAAGGUUUGCACGCUGAGAUUCGACGACUGCAACAGCAUUGCACAGAUUUGACCUAUGAGCUGACUCUGAAAAGUUCGGACCUGGCAGAAAAUGGUAAUUCAAGAAGCGAUGAACUCAAAAGAAAAUGUGAAGCACUUGAAGCUCAGCUGAAAGUCAAAGAGGCUGAAAAUAAUGAAUUAUUAAAGGAACUGGAACAAAAGACUGCAAUGAUAAUGGUGCUGGAAAACACCAUCAAAGAAAGAGAAAAGAAAUAUUUAGAAGAGUUAAAAAUGAAAAGCCAUAAGCUAAAUAUGCUGUCAAGUGAACUAGAGCAGCGAGCAAGCACUAUUGCAUAUCUAACUUCACAACUGCAUGCUACCAAGAAAAAGCUUAUGAGUUCAAGUGGGACUUCUGAUGCCACCCCAUCUGGAAGUCCAGUAUUGUCCAACUACAAGCCAGCUCCUCCCAAAGAUAAACUACCUGAGACUCCCCGACGCAGAAUGAAAAAGAGUCUGUCAACACCACUAAACCCGGAGUUUGAAGAGGCCUAUAGAUUCGGAUCGGAUAGUCGAAAGCUGCUGUUGCGAGAGCCUGUUGAUGCUAUGCCUGAUCCCACUCCAUUUUUAUUGGCCAGGGAAACUGCAGAGAUCCACCUGAUCAAAGAGAGGCCUUUAGUUAUUCCACCCAUUGCUUCAGAACGCACAUCAGGCGAAUCACACAGUCCAGCAAAAGAGAAGCAGCACAAGGCGCAUAUUGGUGUGGCACAUCGAAUUCACCAUGUAACAACAUCCCAGCCUCAGCCUGAGGUUGAAACAUUAGCAGUGGAUCAGGUCAAUGGAAGUAAAGUGGUCCGAAAGCAUUCAGGGACAGACAGAACUGUUUAAGUGAAAUGAUUGAUGUGAUGCUCUAUUAUUCUGUUGCUGUUUAUGCACUGUGAUCAAAUAGGAUAAAUCUCAUCUGCAGUAAAGUUUCUUUUAAUGCCCCAUGCAUGCCAAAUUUUUUCCAGAUCUGUCAUUAAUAAUUAGCCUACUUCAAUGAAACACAAAUGAGACUCUCUGUUCAUAUUGCAAAGUAUAUAAUUACUAAAUGCUGUGGCCAAAUCUAGGUGUACCUGACUGCUUGCUUCUAAGUACUACUCCAUUUACUAUAACUGCAUAUGUGGACAAAAGCACAGGCUACAGUCUGCAUUAUUAAUCAACAUUAAUGAAAAAAGAUACUAAUUAUAAACCUCCAGCAAUAUGUAUUGGCUGUUAAUGUUUAAAAUGUCAAUGUUCCUUUGAAGUCUUGAUGGUGUGUAUGUAGCAUUUCAUACACAGACUCUAACUUUCAUGACAAAGCCUUUCUUAUGGCAGCAUUGAAAAUAAUGCAGAUGUGUUAAGAGAACCUAUGAGAGAACUUUUUUCAGGUGGUCCUGAUCAAAUUGUGUUCAUAUUUUUGUUACAUUUCUCUCCACUAUUACAAAAUUCCCAACAAACUUUAUUUUAUUAAUCCUGUAUUUUGAUUUGUGUCCUUUUCUUCAUUCUUUUUAACAGUUUCAAAUGGUCAUAAUAUAUAACUGACUGUGGUGGGAGUGUAAGAAAGAAAACACCAAUUGAAAAACUAUUGUGUAAGUCUUCAUGGAGAGAGUAUGAACACUGUCCUAAUGGAAAGCAGGCUCCUGUUUUGGUGUUUAGAAAUUGAAUGGUUAAUAUUAAUCUUACACUAAUUAAUACUUUGCACUAUGGUGCCUUUUGUACAAGGCUCUUAAAACGCCUUACUAAGGUGUAAAAAUAAUACACUGCACAAAAAGUGCACUAUUGAAAUGUUUGUUUUUAUACUUAGCCUGUAUACUGUACAACAGCAUA